GCCAUUUGGGUGUGGAUAUGCCAUCAUAUACAAUAUGAUGUGGAAGGAUACCAUGACACAAGCAAGAGGUCUUGUGAGCCUGCAGAUGUUCUUCGGUCAGGAAAAAGUGUAUGUUCUGGAUAUGCUGGGCUUUUUGAACAAAUGUGCAGCCUUGCAGGGAUACGAUGCAAGAAGUUGUCAGGCUUCUCCAAAGGGGCUUCGUACAAGCCAGGAAAAGUCUUUAAGGGGGAUAGCGAUCAUGCCUGGAAUGCUGUUUACCUAGACGGAGGGUGGCACCUUUUGGACAGCACCUGGGGCAGUGGCUUUGUGGAGAACUCUUGUACCAAGUUCACUUUCAGUUACAACGAAUUUUACUUCCUUACCCACCCUGCGCUGUUCAUUAACGACCACUUUCCAGAAGAAGAGGAGUGGCAGCUUUUAAGAUGGAAAUUAACUCUGCAGCAGUUUGAGCGUAAUGCGUGGUACCGCUCCAAGUUUUAUUCACUGGGGCUGCUGGCGUCUUCCGCAGAAACAUCCACAAUUGAAACAGGUUGA
This is a messenger RNA of Pogona vitticeps (central bearded dragon), 534 nucleotides long. NCBI's taxonomy places the organism in Eukaryota, Metazoa, Chordata, Lepidosauria, Squamata, Agamidae. The record is from RefSeq and is a predicted model, not a curated record.